AUGAACACAUGUGAGGCUACCUAUCAAGAGAAAGCUAAUAAAGACAAUGAUCUUGAGCGUCCUUUUGCCAACUUUCCUCCUUCUAUAUGGGGUGAUCGUUUUCUAUCUUUCACUCUUGAUAACACGAGAUUGGAAGCGUAUGCAAAAGCCAUGAAGGAACCAAAGGAAGAGCUCAAAAAGUUGAUAGCUGAACCAAGCAUGGCUUCAAAUUCAAAACUAAGUUUAAUUAACUCUUUGUACCGCCUUGGUUUUAACUAUCUUUUUUCUGAAGAGAUUAAUAGUGAACUUGACAAACUUUUCAAGAAGUUUAACUUGGAAGAUUGUCAUGAAGCGGAUCUUUAUACCAUUUCGCUUAACUUCCUUGUUUUUCGACAACAUGGGUAUAAGUUAUCUUGUGAUGUGUUUAACAAGUUCAAAGAUUUUAGCUCUGGAAAAUUCAAGGAGUCUAUUAUUGUAAAUGACGUCAAGGGCAUGUUAAGCUUUUAUGAAUCAACCCAUCUAAGAGUACACGGAGAAUCUAUUUUAGAUGAGGCCUUGACAUUCACCGAAUCGAGACUAAAGGGUAUAGUAGACACCCUUGAAGGUAAUUUGCAACGACAAGUGAAACAUGCAUUGGCCUUCCCUUCUCAUCUUGGAUUGCCGAUAGUUGAAGCAAGGUUAUAUUUUUCAAACUAUCAAGAAGAAUGCUCAACUUAUGCUCCUCUACUGAAGCUUGCAAAUGCGCACUUUAACUACUUUCAGCUAUUGCAGAAGGAAGAACUUCAAAUUCUCACAAAGUGGUAUAAGGACAUGAAGUUCCAGACGAUAACCCCAUAUACAAGGGAUAAACUUCCAGAGUUGUAUUUAUGGAUUUUAGCAGUAUACUUGGAGCCUCAUUACUCUGAAGCCAGACUAAUUACAUCAAAAAUUGCUCAAUUUGUGUUGGUGUUAGAUGACACAUUUGAUGCAUAUGGUACUAUUGAGGAGCUUCGACUUCUAACAGAUGCGAUAUGCAAGUGGGACAUGAGUGCAAUGGAGCAAGUUCCAGAGUACAUUAAACCAUUUUACCAAAUUCUUCUUAAUGAGUAUGCUGAAUUUGAGAAACAGCUAAAAAAAGAAGGAAGAGCUAAUGUGGUUAAUGCUUCAAAACGAGCAUUUCAACAACUAGCCAAAGGCUACCUUACAGAGGCUGAGUGGAGACAUAGUAAAAAAGUGCCAACAUUUGAAGAAUAUUUGGAGAAUGGAUUGAUUACUUCAUCCUACAACGUUCUUGGAAUAUCUGCUUUAAUAGGCAUGGGUGAAAUAGUUAGUGAAGAGGCUUUGGCUUGGUAUGAAAGUCAUCCUAAAUUUCUCCAAGCUUCAGAGUUAAUUGCUAGACUUCAUAACGAUGUUGUUAGUUUUAAGUUUGAACGUGAAAGAUCACAACCAGCUACAGGGGUGGAGUCUUAUAUCAAGACUUUUGAAGUGACAGAAGAUAAAGCAAUUAACCAACUUAAAAAAUUGAUUGAAAAUGCAUGGAAAGACUUGAAUGAAGGAUGUCUCAUGCCAAGGGUUGUUUCAAUGAAGAUGCUUUCUACAACUAUUAAUCUUGCUCGAGUAAUAUAUGUGGCAUACAGAUUCAAUGACGGGUUUACCUUUUCUGACAAAACGUUGAAAGAUCAUAUUACUCUCUUAUUUGAGGAUUCAGUUCCCAUAUAA
Molecule: messenger RNA, 1677 nt
Organism: Erigeron canadensis
Lineage: Eukaryota; Viridiplantae; Streptophyta; Magnoliopsida; Asterales; Asteraceae
Product: germacrene A synthase short form-like
Exons: 7
Coding region: 1-1677 (558 amino acids)
Biological process (GO): diterpenoid biosynthetic process
Molecular function (GO): terpene synthase activity; magnesium ion binding
Source: RefSeq, a predicted model, not a curated record